Messenger RNA from Myotis davidii, 588 nucleotides. RefSeq names its product leukocyte immunoglobulin-like receptor subfamily A member 5. The transcript has 4 exons. The coding region runs from base 4 to 588 and encodes 194 amino acids. Gene Ontology annotation, molecular function: inhibitory MHC class I receptor activity. Lineage: Eukaryota; Metazoa; Chordata; Mammalia; Chiroptera; Vespertilionidae. The record is from RefSeq and is a predicted model, not a curated record. Gene Ontology annotation, biological process: cytokine-mediated signaling pathway.
AGUAUGGGCCAGCGGAUCCACAUGCAGGCAGGGACCCUCCUCAAACCCACCCUCUGGGCUGAGCCAGCCUCUGUGAUGCCCUGGGGGAGCACCGUGACCAUCUGGUGUCAGGGGACCUCGGAGGCCAAGGAGUUCUGUUUUGAGAAAGAUGGAAGCACAUUUCCCGGGUGCGGAGCAAAUCCACUGCAUCAAAUGGGCAAAGGCAGGUUCAGCAUCACAAGCCUGGCAGAGAAUGGUGUUGGGAGAUAUCGCUGUUACUAUCGCAGCCCUGCUGGCUGGUCAGAGCGCAGUGACCCCCUGGAGCUGGUGGUGACGAUAGGAUCCUACAGCAGACCCACCCUCUCAGCCCAGCCCAGCCCUAUGAUGACCUCAGGAGGGAACGUGACCCUCAAGUGUGGCUCAUGGCAGGGAUUUGGCAGGUUCAUUCUGACUAAGGAAGGAGAUCACAGGCUCUCCUGGUCCCUGAACUCACAGACACACCUCAGUGGAAUGACAGUGCAGCCAGGCCCCAGGAUGGCCUCAGGAGAGAACGUGAUCCUGCUUUGUCAGUCACAGAGCCUGAGGGACACUUUCCUUCUGUCCAAGUAG